Messenger RNA from Lucilia sericata (common green bottle fly), 1485 nucleotides. RefSeq names its product twinfilin (gene twf). Gene Ontology annotation, molecular function: actin monomer binding; actin filament binding. Gene Ontology annotation, cellular component: cytoplasm; myofibril; actin filament. Lineage: Eukaryota; Metazoa; Arthropoda; Insecta; Diptera; Calliphoridae. The transcript has 4 exons. The record is from RefSeq and is a predicted model, not a curated record. Gene Ontology annotation, biological process: barbed-end actin filament capping; positive regulation of neuron projection development; actin filament depolymerization. Bases 217 to 1251 code for a protein of 344 amino acids.
UAUACCUUGCGUGAACCACCUAAUGUGAGUUCGCCUUGGGAUUGUCAAAAUUUUUCUUUAAUUUUUCUUAUUGUUGUUGUCGCCACUAAACCGUGGAGUGAGUAAUAAAUAAAAUUUUAUGCCAAAAAAGCACAAAAACGAAAGAUAAAAAAAUACUAACAAAAAUAAGCAAAAUUAUUAAUUAGAAAAAUUUUAAUAGAAUUAAAUUAAUAGAAAAUGUCUCAUCAAACCGGUAUUAAAGCGAACGAAAAACUAUUAAAAGUCUUUGGAAAAGCUAAAAAUGGAAAAUUACGUGUCAUUAAAGUAUCUAUUGAAAAUGAGGAAUUAUCUUGCUCAACCACCGCAGACGUAAAAAAAGACUGGGAAAAAGAUUUCGAUAAACUUGUUGCUCCCCUAGUUGAGGAGAAUGUACCGUGUUAUAUUUUAUAUCGUUUGGAUAGUAAAACAUCUUUGGGUUAUGCCUGGCUCUUGCUAAGUUGGGUACCUGACACCGCUUCCAUACGCCAGAAAAUGGUUUAUGCUUCCACUAAAGCUACGCUCAAACAAGAAUUCGGUUCUGCUCAUAUAACUGAAGAGAUACAUGCCACCUCAAAGGAUGAAACCACGUUGGAGGGUUACCAAAAGCAUAAAAAGGCCUUUGCCGCUCCAGCUCCCUUAACUACACGUGAAGAGGAGAUGGCUGAAUUGCGAAAAACUGAAGUAAAUACUGAAAUAAAUACCGACACGCGCCAUCAAACUCUUGGUGGUAUAUCAUGUCCUCUAUCUGAUGCCACAAAACAAGCUGUUCUUGACUUAUUAAGCGGAUCCUACGACUAUUUGCAAUUUCGCAUUGAUCUAGAAGCCGAACAGAUACAUGUUUCACAUGCUGCGGUCGUACCGUUAACAGAUCUUCCUAAACAAGUACCCGAUGAUCAUGCUCGUUAUCAUUUGUAUUUGUUUAAACAUACACAUGAGGGUGAUUAUUUAGAAUCCUAUGUCUUCAUUUACUCAAUGCCCGGUUACACCUGUUCCGUACGAGAACGAAUGAUGUAUUCUAGCUGUAAGCAGCCAUUUUUGGAAACGUUACACUCGUUUGGUGUAGAAAUAGCUAAGAAGCUUGAAAUUGACUCUGGUUCUGAACUAACCGAAGAAUUUCUUCAAGAUGAAUUACAUCCAAAGAAAAUGCUCCACCGACCGGCUUUUGCCAAACCAAAAGGUCCACCCAAUCGUGGUGCUAAACGAUUAACUAAACCCCAAGAACAAUCAACAUAAAUUCAAUUUAGCAUUUGAAUAAUUACAAGUCUUUUGUUUACCUUUGCUUUAUAUUUUAUGUUCUCAAUAUGGUAUUGUAAAAUAUCAGUAGAAAGAAAUUUUCAAUUUAAUUUCUUUGCAUAUUUAGACUGCUUACUGCUAUUUAUAUUUCAGAAUGCUUUUCUUAGCCUUGAAAUUGAAGUAUUUUUGUGUUUGUAUUUAAUUAUUUUGUGUGCAUUAUUUUUUAUAAGAAAA